Messenger RNA from Micromonas commoda, 1371 nucleotides. RefSeq lists its product with no specific name. Lineage: Eukaryota; Viridiplantae; Chlorophyta; Mamiellophyceae; Mamiellales; Mamiellaceae. The transcript has a single exon. Bases 50 to 1189 code for a protein of 379 amino acids. The record is from RefSeq and is a predicted model, not a curated record.
GGCGGAGUCUGGUGCGCUCGAGGGUUGGACAGUGAAUGACAGCGGCUGGAUGGACCAGUGCCCGUGCGAGGAUGCCUUCUACGCCGGGACCUACAUCGCGUCGUGCGAACGAACGACGGGGACAUACGCGCCGCCGUCGGGAACCGCCCCGAAUGGCCCGUUGCCGAGCCGCUCGGGCAGUCCCGGGGGCUCGUCGCCCUCCGCGGACAGCGAGGCUGGAAUAUUCAUGCUCGUGUACGCCGCGUUCGCGGCGGUGUCCUUUCUCGCGCUCCUCGGCGUGAGCUGGUGGUGGAAAAGGGAGGGAGAGCGGCGACGCGCGGACGAGGCCAUCGCGGCGGAGCUGGCGAACCCGUGGAACGUCAUGGCGCGCAUGCGCGCGGGGGAAGGCGGCGGAUCUCGGGGAUCGCGCGGGACGAACAACGGGACCAACAACGGCACCAAGCACUCGACGCAGAGCACCACCAAGCGCGGCAGCAUAUUCGGCCUGUUCUUCGAGAAUCCCACCGGAAGCGUCGUCUUUGGCAAGGAACUCGCGGUGCUGGACGAUCCGGAGGCGGUCGCGUACGUGUACGGCCCGGGAGACGACGACGACACAGCUGGCGGCGGAAAGCGCAUCGAAGCGGCUGGCGACGGUUCGUCCUCGUCCACGUCCUCGUCCACGUCCUCGUCCACGUCAUCUUCCACGUCCUCGUCCACGUCAUCGUCGACGCGAGCGCGGACGUUCGGCGAGGUGCGCGUCACCAUGCUCGACGACGAGGACGCGGACGCGGGUGUGCGCACGUACGACGGAGCGGACACCCGGCGGCACGGGUCGCGGAUGGCGGGCGCACAGCUGGCGGGCGCACAGCUGGCGGCCGACUCGGAGGUUAUCGAGAUAAGCGUGGACGGAUCCGGGUCUUCGUCGUUCGCGUCGUCGUCGUCGGUGGAUGGAUCGUCGUCCAGCGGCGGCAGCAGGGACGCGUCGCGGCGGGGCACGCGGGGAGGCUCCUCGUCGUCGUCGUCGUCGUCCAGGGGGACCAGCGUGGUCGGCCUCGCGGCGCUGGGAAUGGUCAACCCCGAAACGUACCUUCCAAACUCGAGGCAAAAUUCGCGGGGCAGGGCGAACGGGGGAAGGCUGCGGUCGUCGCAGAUGUGGGGGGACUGCGACACGGACACGGAUGGGGAGGACGCGCCGAUUGAUCGCGGGUGAUUGAAGAAAGAGCCUCCGUUCCAUCCGAGAGAAACCCGGGAGAAGAAAUCAAAGUUACGAAAGACACGACGCGAGGGUGAAAAGCACCCGUCGUCUGGUUGUCGUGACUCCUCCUUGUUGUUCUUGUUAUUUGCCGUGACGAGUAAAACUUUUAAAGUCGAGAGCGCGUGCGAGCGUAUCGU